Molecule: messenger RNA, 2945 nt
Organism: Lineus longissimus
Lineage: Eukaryota; Metazoa; Nemertea; Pilidiophora; Heteronemertea; Lineidae
Product: zinc metalloproteinase-disintegrin-like crotastatin
Exons: 14
Coding region: 57-2438 (793 amino acids)
Biological process (GO): proteolysis
Molecular function (GO): metalloendopeptidase activity
Source: RefSeq, a predicted model, not a curated record
CUGUUCUACUGGAGGAGGAAGGGAGAACAACUACUUUUGAACCAGCACCAACCAGGAUGCUGAUGUCGCCAAUGUCGCUGGUCUCCAUCCUGGGCCUUGCCAGCCUUGUCACAGCCAAGACGAGCACCGUCCGUGAGAGCAUAGACCAACACCCUGACUUAGAUUUUCUCCGAGAUUAUAAGGUGGUCAUACCAUCUAGAAUGGUCUCAGGCAGAUUCAUCAGGGACCUUUCAACGAAGCAAUAUACAAGGACGUUGGAACACCAUAACAACCCUUCCUUCUCCAUAUUUUACAAUGGAAGACAAUUCACCCUUGAUUUACAACUUCACCGGACCCUUAUAUCCGGGGACUACACAGAGAUUUACACGGACGACGACGGGAAAGACCAACGCGAACAGAUUCGCCCAGAGGCUUGUCACUACCAUGGCACGAUCCGUGGCUCACCCGACUCGGCUGUGGUGAUGUCGACAUGUGAUGGUCUCCGGGGCUACUUUGCCGACGGACCGGACUUGUUUCACAUCCAGCCUCACCCUGAACCCGAGGCAGUUGCAAAGACGGGCUACCCUGCUCAUGUCGUCUAUAAGGACCAGGACAUCAAGAGGAGUGGACCAAGGAGAUGUGGUCACAAUUCCACCAUCAUCAACAACCCUCACUCGAUCAUGGAGGAUUUCACGGAUUUCAAAAUAAAAGCAAACAGGCGAUGGAAGCGUGCAACAGGAACCAUUCCCGAAUACAACAAAGACAAACCAACAAAAUACGUGGAGCUCUUUCUCGUUUUCGACUACAAUGCCUGGCUGGCAUUCCCCAACAGAUACACGAUCCGCUCUAGGGCUAUUUCAAUGGUAAACACAGUAGACUCGAUCUACAAGCCAAUGAACGUGAGAGUUAUCCUGACUGGCGUGCAGAUCUGGAACACUGGGAAUCCCGUCACUGUCAGCACGGCAGCCGAACCAACGCUUGAUAACUUCUGUACUUGGCGGAAGGAUAACCUCAUUGGAAAAGUGCCCAACGACAUAGCUCAUUUAAUUGUUGGGCUUGACUUCGAUGGACAAACUGUCGGACUGGGAAACGUGGGUACAACCUGUAAGGACUCGGCGUGCGGGGUUAACCAAGACGCCGGCAGUACGAGCCCAGCCGAGGUGGGGUUCGUGUUGGCCCAUGAGAUGGGGCAUAAUCUGGGCAUGCUCCAUGACGACGGACGAUCAUGCGGAACUUGUGCCUGGGGCGGGGGCUGCGUCAUGUCCAGUUAUCAAGCAUCGGAUCCCCGUGCCUGGACGCAAUGUAGCAUCGACGAUAUGAACGAACAUCCUCAUGUCUGCCUGGCUAAUUACCCGACUACCUUCUACGCGGACGCCACCUGUGGGAAUGGUUACGUCGAGACAGGGGAGGAAUGUGAUUGUGGGUCAGAGGCAGACUGUCCAACUGUUGACCCAUGUUGCCAGACAACCGGAUGCAAACUCAAGUCAAGCUCGGAGUGUGGUUCGGGAGAAUGCUGUGACAACUGUAGGUUCAAGACCAGGGGAACCGUGUGCAGGAAUGCAGCCAAUGAGUGUGACAUCAAGGAUAUGUGUACGGGAAGCUCAAACGUGUGCCCCGAAGACAACUACCGCCCAGACGGAACGGACUGUAACAGCAACCAGGCGUACUGUCUGACGGGUGACUGCAUCACUGGCGACGAGCAGUGCAAGUAUUGGUUCGGUCCACUGGCGACAGACGGUGAUCCAGGAUGCUACAGCCUGGUCAAUGCUUUUACUGAUGCGUACGGUCACUGUGGGGAGAUCAGCACUGGAGUGUUCAAGGAAUGCAAGCCCAAAGAUUACAAUUGUGGCAAAUUGCAGUGUAGCCACCCUUCUCCUGAUCCGGUCAUUCCCAUCAUUGGAACCAAAAAGACUGGUACAGCGGUCACAUUCGGCUCACUCAACUGCAAGGCCGCCACAGCUGAGUUCGGGGACGACGUCCGCAACGCUGGUCUUGUCCUCGACGGAACUAAGUGCGGAGCUGGUAAAAUGUGCUACAGCGCUGAAUGUCAGACUCUGACGUCACUGGCCUUCAACACGACCUGUCCCAGCGUAGGUGGGAGUGUGUGUGCUGGAAAUGGGGAAUGCGGUCAGAACGGCCAGUGUGUCUGUUCCGGCACCUACGACCCUGCGACCAACUGCGCGACGAGAAUUUCUACACCGACAUCCGGAGGAGGCGGUCCUGUCACAAACUCUCCGACCACGUCUAAAUCAGGCGCCGCCGGUUCCACUUUUACUCCGACGACAUCUGGAUCCGGCGGCGGUUCUUCUGCAAGUACCACAUCGAACUCCAACUCGGGCACAGCAGCGCCAACGCCCCCAAAAGAGAACGUUGUGGACGCGGCGACGGCUGCCGGUGGAUCAGUCGCGGUACUCGUCACCGUUGGCGUGUUAGCUAUAGCCUGUCACAAAGUCAACUAGUCAACAGUCUUAUUUCAAGCUGUCCUGCAUUAUUUGGUAAAAAGAUGCUUCAACCUUACGGGCGAGUUGCAAAUCUGAUAAUGAGGGAAUUGUACCGGGGAGGGUUGGUGAGAGUCAGCAGUAGCUUGCCGGUUAUCUACUGCUGUGAGAGCCUAUCAGUCUGUGAUAUAUCUGUUGUAAUGACUUUGUUUUAGUUAUUUAUCCUUGGUGUUUUGGUUUUAUAAUAGUGCGACCACAGGCUUGAAUGAAGUCAUGUUUUGUGACACUUCCUGCACCACCGUGUAAAACUGAGUUGUCAUUUCUGAGUAAGAACGGCUCCCACCCGAUUGGACAGUGCAGGUUUUCGCUGUCCUUAAUUUCACCAUCCUGAGCUUCAGGGCCUUGCGCUUACCGAGCUUGAGCAUACAACUGACGCUGCUGCAAUCGCACUGUUCCUGUGUACAUGUGCAGCAUGUACAGCAAUACACUCACAUCACUGUAAUAAUGUAAAUAAAUAAAUCUCAGUAA